Amphibalanus amphitrite is the source of this 2885-nucleotide messenger RNA. Its product is annotated as centrosomal protein of 89 kDa-like. Gene Ontology annotation, biological process: chemical synaptic transmission; mitochondrion organization; cilium assembly. Gene Ontology annotation, cellular component: ciliary transition fiber; centriole. The record is from RefSeq and is a predicted model, not a curated record. Bases 299 to 2458 code for a protein of 719 amino acids. Lineage: Eukaryota; Metazoa; Arthropoda; Thecostraca; Balanomorpha; Balanidae. The transcript has 12 exons.
GGGGGUUGUGGCGUGGAGGAGAAGGAUUUCAGUAUCCUGAGGAUAGAAGCACGGAUAGGUGUCGAUUAACUGUUUGUCAAGGCCCUAAAUACAGUUUGUAUUUUCUCUCGUGAAAUAAAACUUAUCAAACUUAUCAAUGAGCGUUGUCAAAUUGUUGCGCUCUGGUUGCGCUAUUUUGCGUUGAUUUUACGUCACCUUGGUAAAUAGUCGUCAAGCGUAGAUUGUGGAAGAAUAAUACAAUUUUUUUAUAUUUACAGACGAAAACUGCUUCAUAUGUGUAUUUUGAACUAACCUACAUAUGCUUGAAACGUCGCGUGUUCUGAACGCGCUGCUGCCGCCGUGCGCGCUGGUGGCCGUCGCGGACGUGGUGGCCGCUCCUCGCCGUCUCUCGGUGUCACAAUACGGCCGUGGGGACACCACCUACGUGCCGGCCGAGAGUCUGAACCCGCCCACACCGCUGGCCGCGCUAAGAGCGGCGCCAGUGCCUCCACCGGCGCCGGCGCCGCGCGGGUCGCUGACACUCAGUGGAGAGAGGCUCGGAGCUGAGCUGCAGGAUCCCGAGGAGAGAGACGGAGAGGCGCCGGAGGCUGAGGGUGCAGAAGGCGCGGCUGCUGAGGUGGAGGAGCCGCCCCAGUGGCGUGAGGAAGGGAGCGUGGCGCAAGGAGAGACAGCCGUGACGACGGACUGGCAGCCGAUCCGGGAGGCUCAGAAGUUCCAGAGUGCUGAUGACUUGAACCCGCCGUCUCCGUCCCGCGGCCUGGACCGACUGCACGUCUCGGCUCCGGACCUCAGUUCACUGCGGGGCCGCUCGGCGGCGCCACCUCCGCCCCGGCUGGUAGCGCCUCCGCCGCCGCCCCAGCCUCCUCCUCCGGAGGCCGGGGACGCCGUGUAUGACAAGCCGCGACGCCGACCCGUCACCGUUCCCGUAGACCGGCUGGUGGAAGAGGUGACCGCUCUGCGCAGGGACAACUACCAGCUGCGACACAUGGUGCACCGCUCCCAGGCGGCGGCGGCCGGUGGGGAGAGUGCCGAGAGGGAGAGAGGGCGGAGGGAAGAUCAGCUGCGCUCGGCCCGCCGGCACACGGACAGACUGGCCCGGGAGGCCGACCAGUUGGCGGAGGCCAACCGGCGACUGGCGGCCGAGAACAGUCGGCUGAGGGCGCAGCCCGACAGACAGGACUCUGCUGCCUUGCGUCAGCUGGUGGUUCGGCUCAGCGAGCAGCUGUCCCGGCAGCUGGGCCAGCCGCCGGCCGAGGCCGAUCUACUGAGCCGCCUGAACGACCCCCGCCGGCUGCCGCCCCUGCUGGAGGCCUAUGAUCAGGUAAAGGCGGAGCUGACUGAGCAGACUGAGCGGCUGCGUUCCGAGCUGUCGGAGCUCCGCCAGCAGCUGCAGCAGCUCACCGAGGAAAACGAGAAGCUGCACGCCGAGGCCGCCGAGGCGCAGACCAAGCCGGGAGUGACCCACCACGAGUGGCGCCAGCUGUCUGAGAACGCCCGUUUGGUGAUUGAGGAGAAUCAGCUGCUCACGGACCAGGUGCAGAUCCUGAAGGAGAAACAGGCAGAGCUGACGGCCGAGCACCACCGGCGCGAAGCGGAGCUGUCGUCGCGUCUCACCGACCUCCAGCAGACGGUCACGGAGCAGCGGGCGCGGCUGGAGGCGGAGCAGGCGGGUCGCCAGCAGCUGGCUGACGAGCGGGACAGACUGCUACAGCAGCUGGAGCGCUCUAUACCGCGCGAACAGCACGAACAGGCCGUGGCAGAGUGUCGCAGACUAUUUGAGGAGCUGCGCGGUCGGUACGGCUCGGAGCGUCUCUCCCUCCUCUCUGACGUGGAGGCGCAGCAGUCUGAGCGCCGACGGCUGGUAGUUCAGCUGACGGAGGCGGCCACACAGCGAGCCGCGGCCGACACCAAACUGCGGGCCGCCAAUAAAACCAUAGCUCGUCUGGAGCGUCGCAUCUCCAGUCUCCAGGGUGAACUAGACUCGGCUCAGAAGGUCAACUCCGAGGCCUCCGAGCACCUGGCUGAGGUGCUGUCGGCCACCGAUCAGCUGAUGGCCGAGCGCAGUCAGCUGGCUCGACUAAACUCUAGUCACCUGAGUGACGGAGACAAGCUGAUGGAGAGAUUCGGAGACGAGAGGGCGCACAACCUCCGACUCCGGGACAAAAUUAAGUCUGUCCGCCGGGAGUGUCAGCAGCAGCUGGAGCGGGCCGAUGCGGAGCUGGCCGAGCUCUCGCGGGCUCACGAGCUGCGGUCAGCCGAGUACGAGCGGCAGCUGGCCUUCCUGAGGGCCCGGCUGGCCGACGAGCAGCGCCAACUCGAGACCGCCCGCACCGACAACAGGCGUGUAACGGAGGAGCUGAACGUGCUGUCCCGAGCGGCCACCGCCGAGAAUCAAAAGCUGAAGGAGCAGCUGCAGCUGGUGCCGGAACGCGACUCGGGCGCCUCUGACGGCAAGUAGAGGCACUUCGAGUUCUUUUUUCGACACUAGAUGACGUAACUCGCAGGGACCAACAGCUAGUCGAUCCGUCCAUAUAUCCGUCCGACUGAGUGUUGUUUGUGGCUCUGCCGUGUCAUUCUCUCUAGUCAUUAUCUAGUCAGGCUGGCUGCCACCGUGAAACUCCUGCGGCUUCAUAAGGAUACCCCUUCCCUCCAAGGUGUCUUGCUUUGAAGAGGGAUGUUUUGGAAGAUGACGGCCACUGCCACGAGUCUGUCCCCCUUCGUUGGACGGUGACAGGUUAAAGCUGUUUAGCUAGCCCUGUAGAGUUCGUGUGGGUGAACUGCACAAAACACGAACGAACAAACGAAUACCGAGAUGAUGGUGGAAAAGAAAUGUUUGUGAAAAGCACGUCACUUUGUUAGCACAAUAAAAAGAUAUUUCGACUUAA